AUGGCUACCUCUAAUCGCGUUACCUAUCCCCCCUUGGUGGCUCAUGGUCCCGACAACCAUGGCGCCACUGUUGUCGUUGUUACCUAUUCAUUGAUGUUCACAACCAUACUUUUCGCUCUCUUGCGGUCAUGGUCCUCAUACAUGCAAAGGAGAGAAGUGAGAUGGGACGACAUCGCAUUCUCGAUCGCAGUGGUGUUGGUGAUACCGGAGAGCAUUCUUACCGAACGGGCUGUUGGCCAUGGUCUCGGACAACAUAUCAAUGCCGUCGUCUCCUCGGAGCUUCCUGGAUAUUAUAAGUAUAUUUACGCAAGCCUGUUACUCGGUGUUAUUAUUCAAACUUUGGCCAAGUUCUCCGUCAUCCUCAUGAUAGAGCGCAUCGUGUCUAAACAUGCAACAAAACGGUCUGGUCUUAUCCUGAAGAUCUGCAUCGGAAUAUGGGCCAUUUUCUCCUUCUUCGCCAUUGCAUUCCAAUGUGGAGUUCCCCGACCCUGGGAGUUCAUCAACGCCAAAUGUACCGCCGAGGGUAGACUGCUAUAUGUUAUCGCGGCCGGUAACAUCCUCACGGAUGGUACUCUCGCCUGCUAUUUCAUCCCAGUCAUCUGGAAGCUGCAGAUGUCACGGUCAUUGCGAUUCAUGGUCUCUUCGCUAUUUGCAGUGAGGCUUGUUGUUUGUGCGGUGACAAUCCCCUACUUUGCCCUCUUGCCAAAUUAUAUCUCAUCCGAUGACAAAACAUGGUACAAUGCCAAUGUUCAGAUUUUCCACCAAGUUGUUGUCAAUAUGUCCGUAGCCACCGCUGGCAUCCUCAGUGUGCGCCGCUUCCUUUCCGACUUGCAAACUGGUAAAUUAGGCAUGGUCUUGAACGACAAUGAGAUUGAGAUGAUCACGGGCCAGAGCAGGGAUCGAACCAAAAAUAACUCGGGAAAUAAUUCCAACAAUACUUCAGGAUUGUUCGGGCGCAGCAAAAAUAAGAGUGAACAUCAAAGUUCAAAAUUGCAGACACGCUCCAACAUUAGCAUCUUGGACAGCGCAGGCAACAUGCGUUUACGCCCCGAUGAAACCGCACGGUUUACUACACAUAUUGUCGGAGGAAGCAGCAGCGGUAUCGUCCAAGAGAGAGACGGCAGGAACAGGAAGGCUCCUUCGGGUGAUACGACCAAAAGUGAAGACGAGAUAAGCGACGACAAGUCUACGAGCAGUUUGAGGAAGAAUGGGGUGUAUCAACGGCGCGAUUUUGAGAUGCACGUCGAGUACGAUUAUCCUGAUGGAGACAGCAGGUGA
Molecule: messenger RNA, 1278 nt
Organism: Exophiala aquamarina CBS 119918
Lineage: Eukaryota; Fungi; Ascomycota; Eurotiomycetes; Chaetothyriales; Herpotrichiellaceae
Exons: 4
Coding region: 1-1278 (425 amino acids)
Source: RefSeq, a predicted model, not a curated record